This is a messenger RNA of Penicillium lagena, 312 nucleotides long. RefSeq lists its product as uncharacterized. The transcript is spliced from 3 exons. Bases 1 to 312 code for a protein of 103 amino acids. The record is from RefSeq and is a predicted model, not a curated record. Lineage: Eukaryota; Fungi; Ascomycota; Eurotiomycetes; Eurotiales; Aspergillaceae.
AUGAACCUUAUGUUGAUUUCACCCGGUUGUGUCGCUGUUAUCGACUGCGUGGCCGCAGCCAUGGGUGCUAAGCGGGCCCAGAAAUACCUUGAGACUGUCUUAUUUCUGCUUCGUUACGCAGCUGAUCCCGAGAGCGUUCUCUACGGGACAGGCAUACCUCCCACUCUGGACAGAGAGGGUUUGCCGCUCGCCCCAACCGCCAGGUUGCCGCAGUUCCGCCAGAAGAUCCGCUCCGCUCCGCGCGCAGCCAAUGUCAAGAACAAGAACACCGAGGCCGCGGAUGAGGCGGCAGUCGCUCAGUCGACCCUGUAA